This is a messenger RNA of Scomber japonicus (chub mackerel), 3087 nucleotides long. RefSeq names its product NACHT, LRR and PYD domains-containing protein 12-like. NCBI's taxonomy places the organism in Eukaryota, Metazoa, Chordata, Actinopteri, Scombriformes, Scombridae. Gene Ontology annotation, molecular function: protein binding. The record is from RefSeq and is a predicted model, not a curated record. The coding region runs from base 1 to 3087 and encodes 1028 amino acids. The transcript has 6 exons.
AUGACGAAGGUGGACCUGCUGAACACUCUGGACGAUUUGAAAAAUGAGGAAUUUAAGCACUUCAAGUGGUGUCUGCAGGAGCCUGAUAUUCUGGAAGAGCACCAAACCAUCAAAGCCUCCUGGCUGGAGAAUGCAGAGAGACGACACACCGUGGAUCUGAUGGUGCAGACCUACCAACUUCCUGGAGCUGUGGAGGUCACCAAGAAGCUUUUAAAGACGAUCAACAGGAAUGAUCUGCUGCAGAGUUUACCAGACAUCAGCUCAGGACCAGAAGGUGUGAUUCCAGUACCAGAACCACGACACAUCUCAUACUACCAAGACGGUCUUCAAUCAAACCUCAAUGACCGCUUUAUGUGUGCACCACAGGGGUGGACUGCAGAUAAGAAACAUCUGGUUGAUAGCUACACAGAGCUGUACAUCACAGCAGGUGGUGAUGUACACAUCAACAGACAGCAUGAGACCAGACAGAUUGAGACAGCAAGAAAGCCAGCAGACACAGAGAAACCAAUUCAAUCCAGUGACAUGUUCAAAGACCCUUCUGGAGAAUAUAAACCCAUCAGAACAGUUCUGACCAAUGGACUUGCAGGAAUUGGAAAAACGUUCCUUGUACGUAAGUUUGUGUUGGACUGGGCUGAAGGACGAGCCAAUCAAGAUGUGCAUCUCAUUUUCCCCUUCACCUUCCGUCAGCUGAAUCCACUGAAGGAGGAAAAGUUUAGUUUGGCAGAGCUCAUUCAUGAAUGCAUCCCAGAAACUAAAGACAUCAAGGAAGAGGCUCUAAAUCACAUCUUUACAACUCUGCAGUCAUCAGGAAACACCAACUUUGGCAAGAGUCCAUUCAGACUUCUGUUUGUUUUGGACGGACUGGAUGAGAGCCGCCUUCAACUGGACUUUAAUGGAAAAGGCAUUCGCUCCAUUGAUGUAACAAAGUCAACUAGAGUAGAAGUACUGCUGAGAAACCUCAUCAAUGGGAAACUACUACGCUCAGCUCGCAUCUGGAUAACCACACGACCUGCAGCAGCCAAUCAGAUCCCUCGAGACUUCGUUGACAGCAUGACAGAGGUCAGAGGGUUCACUGACCCACAGAAGGAGGAGUACUUCAUGAAGAGAUUCAGAGAUGAAGAGCAGGCCAGAACCAUCAUCUCCCACAUCAAGAUAUCCCGAAGCCUCCACAUCAUGUGCCACAUCCCAGUCUUCUGCUGGAUCACUGCUACAGUUCUGGAGGAUGUGUUGAAAAGCAGAGAGAGAGGAGAACUGCCCAAGACCCUGACUGAGAUGUACAUCUACUUCCUGGUGUUCCAGAUUGAUCGGACAAAAGACAAAUAUGGCCAAGAAAAGUGCGUUCAGCACAUUAAGUCAUUAGCAAAACUGGCUUUUCAGCAGCUGAAAAAGGGUAACCUGAUCUUCUACGAGAAAGACCUGAGAGAGAGUGGCAUUGAUUUGAAAGAGGCAUCUGUGUGCUCAGGAGUGUUCACAGAGAUCUUUAAAGAGGAGCAUGGGAAGAAGAAGGAUGACAAAAAGAUGUUCAGCUUUGUCCAUCUGAGUGUUCAGGAGUUUCUUGCUGCUCUCCAUGUGAAGAUGUCACGCAUCAACAGCAACAAAAUCGUGAUGCCUUUUCCACAAACAAAAGUCCAAAAUAUGGGACUACUUUUAAGGAAAGCCUCUACCAGGAAGAUCCAUAGGAUUUACAUCGACGAGGCCUUACAGAGUCCAAAUGGACACCUGGACUUGUUCCUUCGCUUCCUCCUGGGUCUUUCACUGCAGACCAAUCAGGAUAAACUACAAGACCUGCUGAUAAAGACAGAAGGUAGCUCAGAGACCAAUCAGGAAACAGUCAAGUACAUCAAGAAGAAGCUCAGUGAGAAUGUGUCUGCAGAGAGAAGCAUCAAUCUGUUCCACUGUCUGAAUGAACUGAAUGAUCGUUCUCUAGUGGAGGAGAUCCAACAGUUCCUGAGAUCAGGAAGUCUCUCCACAGAUAAACUGUCUCCUGCUCAGUGGUCAGCUCUGGUCUUCAUCUUACUGUCAUCAGAAAAAGAUCUGGACGUGUUUGACCUGAAGAAAUACUCUGCUUCAGAGGAGGCUCUUCUGAGGCUGCUGCCAGUGGUCAAAGCCUCCAACAAAGCUCUGCUGAGCGGCUGUAAUCUGUCAGAGAGAAGCUGUGAACCCCUGUCAUCAGUUCUCAGCUCCCAGCCCUCUAAACUGAGAGAGCUGGACCUGAGCAACAACGACCUGCGGGAUUCAGGGGUGAAGUUUCUCUCUGCGGGACUGGAGAAUCCAAACUGUACUCUCGAGACUCUCAGGCUGUCGGGCUGCCUGAUCACAGAGGAAGGCUGUGCUUCUCUGAUCUCAGCUCUGAGAGUCAACCCCUCCCAUCUGAGAGAGCUGGACCUGAGCUACAAUCAUCCAGGAGACUCAGGAAUUAAGCUGCUGUCUGGUGGUCUGGAAGAUCCACGCUGGAAACUGGUCAUUCUCAGGGUGGACAAUUGUGGAAAGCAGAGGCUGAAACCUGGCCUGAGGAAGUAUGCCUGUGAACUCAAACUGGACACAAACACAGCACACAAGGAGCUUGUACUGUCGGACAACAACAGGAAGGUGACAGCAGUGACAGAGGAGCACAUCUAUAUGAACUAUAUGGACUGUCCAGAUAGAUUUGACGACUGGCUUCAGCUGAGGUGCAGAAAUGGUCUGACUGGUCGCUGUUACUGGGAGGUUGAAUGGGAAGGAGAUGUCCUUCUGUCAGUGACUCACACAGGAAUCCAAACGCAGAGAAACCGUGAUGACGAAGGGUUUUCAAGACACGAUCAGUCCUGGAAUCUGUACUGCUCCCAUGAAGGUUACUGUGUCUGUCACAAUACCACAGAAGUAUCAAUCCCUCUUCCCUCCUCCUCCUCCUCCUCCUCCUCCUCCUCCUCUGUCUCUAACAGAGUAGCAGUGUAUGUGGACUGUCCUGCUGGCACUCUGUCCUUCUACAGAGUCUCCUCUGACACACUGAUCCACCUCCACACCUUCAACACCACAUUCACUGAACGGCUUUACCCUGGGUUUGGGUUUGGCUCGUCUGGCUCUUCAGUGUCUCUGUGUUCACUGUAG